AUGUUUAAAAGAAAACUGACCGCCUUAGACUAUCACAGUCCGGGUGCAUUUGACUGCGCAGAUGAGACCCAGUUUAGGAACCUUGUAGUGUGGCUGGAGGACCAAAAGAUACGACACUACAAGAUAGAAGACCGAGGCAGCCUGCGAAACAUCCCUAGCUCAGACUGGCCCAAAGCAUUCCACAGGUACCUGCAGGAUGUCAGCUGUCCAUUCGGCACAUCAGAGAGAGCGGAGGCUGUGGACUGGUUGCUGGGCCUGGCUGUGCGAUAUGAAUAUGGAGACAAUGUUGACAAGUACAGAAACUGUCCACCAAUGGAAGCCUCCAGCGAUAGCCGGGUGACGUCAGACCCUCUCGUUAACCUCGACAGUGACUCGCCGGAUUUCAAGGCGGGUGUGCUCGCCCUGGCCAACAUCCUCAAAAUACAGAGACACGACGAUUACUUGGUGAUGCUCAAGGCUAUUCGCAUCCUUAUCCAAGAAAGACUUUCACCAGAGGCCAUUGCUAAAGCCAGCCAGAAAAGAGAGGGUAUCCCAGUAGCCUUAGAGAAGCACAUCUUGGGUUUUGAUACAGGCGAUGCGACGCUAAACGAAGCAGCUCAAAUCCUACGCCUGCUUCACAUCGAAGAGCUGAGGGAGCUUCAAACAAGGAUCAACGAAGCCAUCGUAGCAGUUCAAGCAGUCAUUGCCGACCCAAAAACAGACCACAGGCUGGGCAAGGUCGGCAGAUGA
Molecule: messenger RNA, 729 nt
Organism: Nerophis lumbriciformis (worm pipefish)
Lineage: Eukaryota; Metazoa; Chordata; Actinopteri; Syngnathiformes; Syngnathidae
Source: RefSeq, a predicted model, not a curated record